Messenger RNA from Ilyonectria robusta, 255 nucleotides. RefSeq lists its product as uncharacterized. Gene Ontology annotation, cellular component: chromatin. Gene Ontology annotation, molecular function: DNA-binding transcription factor activity, RNA polymerase II-specific; RNA polymerase II cis-regulatory region sequence-specific DNA binding. Gene Ontology annotation, biological process: regulation of transcription by RNA polymerase II. The transcript has a single exon. The coding region runs from base 1 to 255 and encodes 84 amino acids. Lineage: Eukaryota; Fungi; Ascomycota; Sordariomycetes; Hypocreales; Nectriaceae. The record is from RefSeq and is a predicted model, not a curated record.
AUGUCCGUCCUCGCAAUUGAAGCAGCUCAGAUACCGUCGAUACCGAUCGACGGUGCCAAACGCACCCGUCGCCCACCGCGACAAUACAAAUGCGAAUACUGCGACAAGGCCUUCAAGCGCAGCGAGCACUGCAUUCGCCAUGAGCGCAGCCAUACUCGCGAGAAGCCGUUUUCAUGUCGAUACUGCCGCAAAUCUUACUCAAGAAAGUACGGCAUUCUGUCGUGUUGGCUGCUUCACAGAUCUUCACUUUGCUAA